AUGGUUCCCUUUCGCGACGCGUUGUACAAUCUGGGUGAAGCCAUCGUCGACCUGGCGUUGGUCCCGCACCAAUUCCGCUGGGUGGACGAGAUCAACGCGAGAGCCGCCGAGUACGCCGAGAAUGAUUACGACGAAUACGAGACGGUCGCGAGCGAGUUCACCGACGUUAACGCUUAG
Messenger RNA from Ostreococcus lucimarinus CCE9901, 177 nucleotides. RefSeq lists its product with no specific name. NCBI's taxonomy places the organism in Eukaryota, Viridiplantae, Chlorophyta, Mamiellophyceae, Mamiellales, Bathycoccaceae. The transcript has a single exon. Bases 1 to 177 code for a protein of 58 amino acids. The record is from RefSeq and is a predicted model, not a curated record.